AUGACGAAGGGUACGCAGGCUUUCGGAAAGAAGCACAACAAGACGCACACGUUGUGCCGUCGAUGCGGUCGAUCGUCGUACCACAUUCAGAAGCACACCUGUGCCUCAUGUGGAUUCCCUGCCGCCAGGAAGCGCACCUAUCAAUGGUCUGUCAAAUCGAUCCGACGACGAACCACCGGUACUGGCCGUAUGCGUCACAUGAAGGUUGUCCACCAAAAGUUCAGAAAUGGAUUCCGUGCUGGAACAGUUGCAACGCCAAAAUCAGGAGGAGUAUCGGCAGGAGUUGCAAUUUGGUUGUUCUUUCGUAGAUUAGGAGUUAAAGAUGUCGUUACUGAUGUGAUAAAUUCGAAGCCUCGCUAUUUGACACGCUACAUCGAGCUUGAGCCAUGGAUGGUUGGUGCGAUCAUUGGAAAAAGAGGAUACACUAUCUCAAAGCUUCAAAUGGAAACUAAAUGUCUUUUACGAAUUGUUCAUUAUGAUCCGGAGAGCGCAUUGAAAGCCGGAAAUACUUAUCCAUACUUGAGCAACUAUAAUGACAAGGACACCAGAUCUUCUGAUGACGAGGAUUGGAAUGCGGAGGUUAGACCAAAGAAAUCAUCAGUGAAAACACCCUUCUUGGAAGCGUACAAUCAUCUUCUACAACUGGUCCAAGAGCUCAUCUCCAACACCAAAGAGAAACGUGUUCACCGGAAAGUAUUUAUCCCAAAAGAAAGCGCUUUACACACAUAUGGUCUCUAUGGUCGAAAUGUUAGGAGGAUUCAACGUUCCACGCGUGUCGUUGUAGAAAUUGCACUUGAAGGCAUUGAAGCACAAUCAAAUGGGCAACAACUUCCUGGGUUGAAUGGAAAUCAAGAAGAAGUGCUUGAAGGAAAAGUCGCUGUUUAUUUUUAUGGUCCAGAGAAAAAUCUGCAAAUCGCCGAAGAGAUGCUCUUGAAGUAUGUCGAGGAUUAUUACUACAAAUUCGGCUAUGCGACAAAUCAAAAGGUUUCCCUCGCCGAAUAUGAUGAGCCCACAGUUUCCGAGAUCCUGGAGCGUAUACUCAAAGUCCAUGAAAGUACGAAAGACGACGAAGAAUUU
Messenger RNA from Mesorhabditis belari, 1077 nucleotides. Lineage: Eukaryota; Metazoa; Nematoda; Chromadorea; Rhabditida; Rhabditidae. The record is from the annotation of a GenBank genome assembly.